Messenger RNA from Hemisphaericaspora subhashii, 1647 nucleotides. RefSeq names its product Inn1p (gene INN1). The coding region runs from base 1 to 1647 and encodes 548 amino acids. The record is from RefSeq and is a predicted model, not a curated record. Lineage: Eukaryota; Fungi; Ascomycota; Pichiomycetes; Serinales; Debaryomycetaceae. The transcript has a single exon.
AUGUAUUCAACAUCACUGCAUAAUUCCCUUGUGGUUCCAGAUAUUGAUGAUACUUUCACCCAUCCCCAAUCGGCGGAUGGAACGCUAGUAAUAUUGAUAGUUAGAGCCAAAAAUUUGCCCAAUAGACGGAAGCUAGACAAACAAUCUCCAUAUGUGGUACUUAGACUAGGUACUGUUGCCAAAAAGACAGAAGAAGUUUUCCGAGGAGGACAAACACCAGAAUGGAAACAAGAAAUACGAUUUGAUUUAACGCGAGAUAGGAAACCAGUCUUAAAAGUUGAUGUAUUAGAUGAUACCAAGGGAGACCCAACCCCUAUUGGAAGUACUGAUAUUGAUUGUUCGGUGAUUUUUACCAGUCAUCAAGGUAGUGAAGAUAAUAAUGGGAAAUAUAUUUUUGAUAAAUGGCAUGAAUUGACUCAGAAUGGGAGAAGAGCUGGGUUGAUAUAUCUUGAAAUGACAUUUUAUCCAAGUGCACCUAUUGUUCCUUCCAAGAUCCCAAUUUAUGUGCCGGAAGAGGUUGUUACUCAGAGGUAUGAUUAUAAUGAUGAUAGGGGUUAUCGGAGAUCAAAUAGUCUGAAUAAUGAUCUGGUUCAAGUGGUUAGGAGUGAUGAAUUUCUUCAUCUGGAAAAUUCAACAUUUAGUAAGGUAUCAUCAACAUUUCUGAACAAAGUAUCAGAGACUGAAAGUGUAACAAGUAAAAACUCAAUUGCACAAGUUUUCAUUAAUACUAAUAAUACUCACAAAAAGACUCCAAAUCGAGACACCAAUUUUACUAUCCCACCUAUCACAAUCUCCCCUACCAAAAAGAAUGAAUCAAAAUUUGCAAAGCUUAAACGUAAGCUCCAAACCAAAGAACCAAUCACGUCAUUUUGGAACACCAACUAUGAACUCAGCACCAAAAGAACACCAUCUCCAUUAAGCGACUAUGAAUCCGCCGAUUUAGACAAUUUACAAAGAGAUAUAUCACAAGUCCACAUCACCGACGACAAUAGCGAUGAAGAUCCAGAUGAGAUCGAAUUUAAACCACCUGCCCCACCUCCCCAUUUAAGUCAAUCCUCGUCUCCUACUAGGAAAUCACCCAGAAGAAAACCUCCCAAGGAUUAUAUGGGGGACUAUGAACCUGGUGUGAGUGUGACAGAUUCGACGACCUCGAUUCCAUUCUCAGCCGACUCAAUAGGAUUGGAUACAACAGAAGAAGAACGAAUGCCAACGAAAGUCUACCUUCUUGACAAACCAGUCAAAUCUAUUGGAGUACCAGGAGGUAACAACAAAGACCCGGGACAUGUAGUUUUAAACCCCGAUGAAAUCGAUCCUAGAUAUUAUGCUCCCACGCCAACCGAGCAUUGGAAUCGAAAGAAUCGAUUACAGAAUGGGACGGCUACUUUGUAUGACUUGAAACUUGAUGCGAGAUUUAAUGAGACGGGAUAUCUUGGUGAUGGGAAGUUUUCACCUAGUGUUUUCCAAAGAGCGUCUAUGAGUCCUUGGGAUAGUAGUGUUGGUAGUAGUAACACUAGUAGCGCGUAUGAAAUUGAUCAAGAGGAUAAACCAAAGGUUCCACCAAAGAUCCCUCAGGGGUUAACUGAGAUGGAGUAUUAUAGAUUGGAGAAGGAGAAAUGUUUACGAGAUUUAAAUGGUAGAAGAAUAUAG